Messenger RNA from Priapulus caudatus, 1484 nucleotides. Its product is annotated as cathepsin L1-like. Gene Ontology annotation, cellular component: lysosome. The record is from RefSeq and is a predicted model, not a curated record. The transcript is spliced from 9 exons. Lineage: Eukaryota; Metazoa; Priapulida; Priapulimorpha; Priapulimorphida; Priapulidae. Gene Ontology annotation, molecular function: cysteine-type endopeptidase activity. The coding region runs from base 125 to 1120 and encodes 331 amino acids.
CGUGGUGUCUGAGACACAAGUAUAAAGUGCGGGCAGGGCUGGGUGAAGAUCCCACUCCAUUCCUUCCAUCGCUUCUAGAACGUGUCGCAGAUUCGAAGUCGUCCAGUGAAACGAGUUACCCAAGAUGCUGCUGCGCGCCGUAGUUCUGUGUUGUGUAGUGGUGUUCAUGGUCGGUUCGCCGAUCAACAGCGAAUUCGAUUCCGAGUGGAAGGAGUGGAAGGCUGCUUACAACAAGGAGUAUGAAGGGGAGUCAGAGGAGGCGGUACGCAGGAUCGUGUGGGAAGCCAACAUGAAGAAAGUGAUGCGUCAUAACCUAGCGCACAGCCUCGGCAAGCACUCCUACAGGCUGGGCAUGAACCAUCUCGCUGACCUGACAGCAGAAGAGUUUGUCUACAAGCUGAACGGUUACAAAGCUGGUCAGAAUAAGCGAAAAGGACUACGUUUUCUGGAACCUUCCUCGGUUAAUCUUCCACCCACCGUAGACUGGAGGGACAAGGGCUAUGUUACUGACAUCAAGGAUCAGAAAAGUUGUGGCUCAUGCUGGGCAUUUUCUGCUACGGGUGCCAUGGAGGGUCAGCAUUUCAGAGCAACAAGAAAGCUCGUGUCUCUAAGUGAACAGAACCUCGUUGAUUGCUCCCAGGCGGAGGGGAACCUUGGUUGCAAUGGAGGCCUCAUGGAUUCUGCGUUUCAGUAUGUAACCGAUGCAGGAGGGAUAGACACAGAGGAUUCUUAUCCAUAUGAAGGAGUGGACGACAGUUGUAAAUUCGAUCCGAAGAAUGUCGGGGCAACCGUAAAGAGCUUCACAGACAUAGACAGUUGUAAUGAGACGGCGCUGCAGGUGGCUGUUGCUACGGUCGGACCCAUCUCCGUCGCCAUCGAUGCAUCCGCGUCGUCGUUCCAUCUCUACGAAUCCGGAGUGUAUGACGAGCCAGGUUGUAGCUCUAUAUAUUUGGACCACGGCGUACUGGCUGUUGGCUAUGGAACGCUUGAUGAUAAAGACUAUUGGCUUGUGAAGAACAGCUGGGGAGCAGACUGGGGAGACAAUGGAUACAUUUACAUGUCACGGAAUAAGGAUAACCAAUGUGGAAUUGCUACAAACGCCAGCUAUCCAAAUGUUUGAAUCGGCGCAUUUAUGCAAAUCUUACGUAUAGAUUUUGCCAUAGCUGGUCCAGUAAUCAUUAGAAUAAAACCCCGACGCCGAGGAAACGACAAUAAAUAUGAACGAUAACUAUAGCGUUGGUAUACCCUGCUUAUCAAUAAUUAUAGAUGGGAUCGAUGUUAAAGUAAAUAUUUGAUGUCUGGAUUUCAUGAAACCUUUUUAGAUGUGAUUUUAAUUUCUAAUUAUCUCGUUGUAAAUUUAAUGUAUUGGAAAGCAUGACAUUCCUAGGCGAUAUAAGCACGCAUAUAUAUAUAUCCAGGGGCAGAUCCAGGGCUGAAGCUAGACAGUAUUUUUCAGAUUUUAAGGGCAAAUCCCCCAAAAAGGG